Trichoderma virens Gv29-8 is the source of this 1770-nucleotide messenger RNA. RefSeq lists its product as uncharacterized. The record is from RefSeq and is a predicted model, not a curated record. Bases 1 to 1770 code for a protein of 589 amino acids. Gene Ontology annotation, molecular function: protein binding; ADP binding. The transcript has 3 exons. Lineage: Eukaryota; Fungi; Ascomycota; Sordariomycetes; Hypocreales; Hypocreaceae.
AUGGGUGAUGACUGCGACAACACAGCAGACGACCGAGCGCCGCCAUUGUCACGGGCAGGUCCAUCACCAUCACAUACUCGCUUUGCCGCUAUAAAUGAAACCACCUUCGGGGACGAUACCAUUAUACAUCAAGGGGAUCAAAAGGUGCAUAUAGGGCAGUUGAACCAUGUUAUUAAUCACUAUGCUGGUCCACCACCUCAGCCCGAGAGCAACCCGAGAUGCGACUCCCUCCACGAUGGGCCCGAUACGCCUUGUUGGACUGUCCCGUUCGGCCGCAAUAAGGACUUCGACGACUGCCAGCAGACUGUUAUCAGUGGACUUGGUGGCAUCGGAAAGACCCAGGUCGCUCUCGAAGCUGCCUUUCGCAUUCGUGACAAGUACCCGGAUUGCCAUGUCUUCUGGGUCCCAGCUAUUGAUACCACCACCUUUGAGAAUGCUUACCGUGAGAUCGGCCGGAAGCUGAAGCUACAUGGUAUCGACAACAAUGCAGCAGAUAUCAAGUUACUUGUUAAAGUUGCAUUAAGUCAGCGUAUAGAUAAUUGGCUCUUAAUCAUCGACAACGCUGACGACGCGGCCUUAUUCAAAACAACAACUACUACUGAGGGCACAUCAUUGAGCGACUCUCUCCCCUUCAGUCUCAAAGGAUCUAUCCUUUUUACAACCAGGAAUGACGAAGUCACCCAGCAACUGGACAUACGAAGAGAGAAUAUCCUACAUCUUGCAGAGAUGAGUCGAUCUGAAGCAACCAAUAUGCUGCAGAAGAGUUUAUCUGCGCAUCAAAUAAAUGAUGAGCAGAGCUUGGAGAGCUUGCUGGAAUUUUUAACCGAUCUGCCGCUUGCUAUUAAGCAAGCGUCUGCAUAUAUGAUAAAGACUGGGAUGGUGGUGUCGAAAUACCUUGAGCAUUGUCGAUCGAGUGAUGAGCACUUAGUUGAGCUGCUAAGCAAAGAUUUUAACGAUCGAGCCCGGUAUAAGACGACAAAAAAUCCGGUUGCCACGACAUGGUUGAUUUCAUUCAGAGCCAUCUCCAGGGAUAACCCACUUGCAGCUAAAUAUCUGCAAUUUAUGGCUUUUGUUGCAGAGAAGGACAUACCGAAACAUCUCCUACCGCUUGGUGAUAGCGAAUUAGAGACGUACGAAGCUAUUGGCAUGUUAAGAGCAUACGCAUUCAUCAGCGAACGAGCGGGUCAGGAUGCAUAUGACAUGCAUAGACUUGUCCGCCUAGUAAUGCAAAACUGGCUACGCAAAGAAGGAGACCUACAAUUAUGCGUUACAGAAGUGAUAAAACGGCUAAACACGGUAUUUCCUCGGCCACGCUUUUCGAACAAGGAUGCCUGGGCAAGGUAUUUACCGCACGCAAUAAUAGCACUAAAAUUUCAGGACCAUUCGUUGGACCAAGCAUCCAGGUCGGCCGUUUUAUCUAAGACUGCAAAUAGCCUUUACAUUCUUGGUAAAUACAAGGAUGCCACGAUGAUGGACAAACAGGAGAUUGAGCUAGCGACAAUAUUACAAGGGACUAGCCAUCCUUACACGCUUUCAAGAAUGAGUAACCUCUCUAGCUCUCUCAAUAGGCAAGGCCAAUAUAAUGAAGCUGAGGAGAUAAACCAGCAGACGCUUGACCUACAGUUAAAAUUUCUAGGGGCUGAGCAUCCUCAUACGCUUACAAGCAUGAGAAACCUGUCUAGCUCUUUCUUUAAGCAAGGCCAAUAUAAAGAAGCUGAGGAGAUAAACCGACAGACGCUUGACCUACAGAUAAAACAUACAUCGUCUUGA